GCGCCCGCGCCGCCCCGCCACGACGAUGCGCUAGCCCCAGGGCGCCGGGACCGGCUUUCCGCAGCCUCGGAGUUGCGCCCGUGGAGGCAUCGUGGAGAGGCCGGGGUACCACAAACUUAUGGAUUUUGACAAGAAAGGCGGGAAGGGGGAGUCGGAGGAGGGCCGGAGGAUGUCCAAGGCUGGUGGGGGCCGCAGCAGUCACGGCCUCCGGAGCGCCGGGGCCAGCUCGGGGGUCCUGAUGGUGGGCCCCAACUUCCGCGUUGGCAAGAAGAUCGGCUGCGGCAACUUCGGGGAGCUGCGCCUAGGAAAGAAUCUCUACACAAACGAGUACGUGGCUAUCAAGUUGGAGCCGAUCAAGUCCCGGGCCCCGCAGCUGCACCUGGAGUACCGGUUCUACAAGCAGCUCAGCGCCACAGAGGGCGUCCCUCAGGUCUACUACUUCGGCCCGUGCGGGAAGUACAACGCCAUGGUGCUGGAGCUGCUGGGGCCCAGCCUGGAGGACCUGUUCGACCUGUGCGACCGGACCUUCACGCUCAAGACGGUGCUCAUGAUCGCCAUCCAGCUG
This is a messenger RNA of Carlito syrichta (Philippine tarsier), 565 nucleotides long. RefSeq names its product casein kinase I. Lineage: Eukaryota; Metazoa; Chordata; Mammalia; Primates; Tarsiidae. Gene Ontology annotation, cellular component: plasma membrane; nucleus; cytoplasm. Gene Ontology annotation, biological process: positive regulation of canonical Wnt signaling pathway; endocytosis; signal transduction. The annotation marks the transcript as partial. The transcript has 4 exons. Gene Ontology annotation, molecular function: ATP binding; protein serine/threonine kinase activity. The record is from RefSeq and is a predicted model, not a curated record.